Messenger RNA from Anoplopoma fimbria (sablefish), 2910 nucleotides. It is a transcript of the gene sapcd2, whose product is annotated as suppressor APC domain containing 2. The record is from RefSeq and is a predicted model, not a curated record. Lineage: Eukaryota; Metazoa; Chordata; Actinopteri; Perciformes; Anoplopomatidae. The transcript has 6 exons. Bases 150 to 1544 code for a protein of 464 amino acids.
UGUAGGCAUAACUAUAGGUAAUAUUUUAGGAGAUUAUUAGGAGAUGUAUUUUGCUGCUCAGUGAACGUGCUGUGUGUUUAUAUUAAGUCAGCCAACUUGUUUUGGUGUUUUAUUUUAUUGAUCAGUCGGUGGAGUUUAUCAAUACAUUCAUGGCUUUGAUAGCGGCCGAGCAGGGCUGCAAACUGAACGGCACGUCGGCGAUUUACGGCCGAGUUGGACCAAAAAAAGAGUCGUUUCAAGGCAAGGCGGAGGGCUUUAAAACGGGCAAAAUGCAGCCCAAAGAGUCGGAGUACUCAACAGAUGGUCUGCCCAAAGCCUUCCUGCUCAGCCUGAGGACCCUGUUUGAUAUAUUGGAUGAUGGUGGCCGGGGCUACGUCCACAUCUCCGAGAUCGAGAGCCGCUGGCAGGGGGCGGACACCCGAGAUCUGCCCGGCGGGGUGCUGGGCUGCCUCAGGAGGGUCACCCCGCCGCAUGGCUGCCUCACCUUCGAGCGCUUCGUGGCGGGGCUGCGCUACUCCAUGCUCAACCCGGAGCACAGCGCGCACCUCCGGGCCCAGGCAGCCGUGCACCCCCAGAAACAACCCGCCCCGCUGUCCACAUGCAGCGUGGGGACGCGGGUCGAGAACAAGGUCCGUCCGCUGGGGCCGAGCAACGUGACCAACACCCUGCAGCACCGGGCGUCCUCCCUGCACAGCCGGGUCAGGGUAGAGGAGGGGCCCGGGUACAGCGCGUGUGGACCGGUGCGGUACGGCGCGGGCUUCGAGAGGUCCGGGCGGAGUUUGGAGCAGAGUUCUGUGGCUCCGGGGGGCGGGGGCUACCGGGCCGACCCGGGACAUGCCACCAAACCCACACACCACCAGCAGAGCCGGGUCAGAACCAUUGAGUCACUGGCUCUGGAGUCACCGCAGCUCCAAGGACCAAGUGUUGUGAAAUCAGGUUUACCAAGAUCUCAGAGCGAAUCAGCAACAGGGUUUACUGGCGGCUCCAGGCGACAUGGGAGGAGUCGGGAUGAGCAGAGGCGGCAUACCAUAACCAACGGAGUGGAUUAUGGAAUGUUGAAGCAAAUGAAAGAGCUGGAGCAGGAGAAGGACUCCCUGCUGGCGGGCCUGGAAGUGGUGGAGCGGGCCCGCGACUGGUACCAGGGCCAAAUCCACAAUGUCACAGAGAGACAGCGGCAGGUCGGCCAGAGCUCCCACUCCACGGAUUUUUUCACAGAAGCCAAUCAGAGUCGCAUGAAUGUUCUAAUACCCAAAUUGCAAGAAGUCAACCGCUGCCUUAAUGAUCUAAUUUCCUGCUCUGGGAUGCAGUCAUUUCCUUCCAGCUCUGCUCAGACAGCAGCAAACCCCCAGCCUCCGGGUCCGGCUCCUCCACAGGCCAUCCAGAGGCUGAAGGACCAGAACCGACUUCUCACACAGGAGGUGACCGAGAGGAGCGAGCGGAUCGCCCAGCUGGAGCAGGAGAAGUCAGCAUUGAUAAAACAGCUAUUUGAGGCUCGAGCUCGCGGUGCGCAAGACACCAGCACCAUGGACUCCACCUUCAUCUGAAAACAAUUACACUCCACCCAACACUUUCCGAUGUUAGCGACACGUUUUCAGCUGGGAAUCAUCAUGAAGCUGGUCUGGAGCAAACUUUUAUAAGACUAUAAGCUGACUGUUGUUUACCAACACUUAGAGCACCUUUUAGCCAUGACACCCUCGACUGCAGCAUGUGACCACUCCACCCCAAACUAAACCACGCACUACCUAGAUAUGACUUGACCCGAGAGUCUCUUUCUUGCUGCUUUUUACGUUUCCUGCACAAACACUCCAACUAAGCUAAAAAGGCAGGGUCUCAUGAGAUCCCAUCACUCCAAUUCUUGCAGGAUUACAGCAUCUGCAAGAUCUCCACUCCCAAUCCCAAAAGACUUCUGCUGUUGAAAGGCAACAUAAAAAACAUGAACUUUAAUUUAGUGGGGGAUCGGUUUCUGUUGGAAUAAAAUGCCAUAUUCUCACAGUUUAAUAUGAAAACAAACCAUCAGCUGCAUCUGCUUGCUGUGACCUAUCAAUUACAUUUUUUCUUUUAGUUUGGUACUUUGAGCUUAAUGAUAAUAAGAUACACUUUUCCUUUUGUCAUUCAGUAUUUCCUUCCUUUUAAUGUACAUUAAUAAUAUGUUUACUUGAAAUUAGCUUUCUGGGUUUUAGAGUGUUUCAUUUUAAAUGAUAAGAGACUAGAAUUACUGAAAAGGAACAGUUUUUUUUUUUUUUUAUUACGGUAGCAUGUUUAUUGUUUAAACCUUUUAGGAAUUUUAGAUUUUUUUUCUUUAAGGUUGAAAAAAAAAGAGAUGGGAGGACAGCCUAAGAGCUGUAGAGGCAGAGAAGGACGAGAGAAGUUUGGAAGUUUGCACGUAGAAGAGAGCUGAAGAGGACAAACAGAAGACGGUGAAUGUGUCGGAGUUCGAGCUCCUUGGUUGGGAGAUCUUCUGAUGUCACGUCAGAAAAGAAAAGAAAAUCACUUUGGCUAUCUAAUGCUAUAUCCCCUAAUUGUGUUUACAGUGUAUUCUUUGCAUGGGUCGUAUUUUCAGCCCCGAGAUAUUAAUCUUCUGAAGAGAUUUUCUGUUUGAAACCUGGAGAUUAGCACAAAUGUAAAAAAAAAUAUUUUGUCCUCUUUACCCGGAUCAGCCUGGAAACAGUUGGCUUUAGACUAAAACUGUAAAAACACACAGCCAUCCACAAAGUUUACAAGAUAAUUAUUUAGUUAGUGGGUGGCGGUAGAAUAUAAAAAAACAUUGUAGUUUUAUAAUGGAUCUGUAUGGUACUGCUGGGAUGUCUGCACAUAACAUUUUGUUGAUGUCUGUUUCCCACUUGUUUGGUUGUAUGUUUCUUGCUGCUCAAACUACAUUAUGUGUGAGUGAAACUCUUUUCCUUCUGCUUU